Rhinichthys klamathensis goyatoka is the source of this 1695-nucleotide messenger RNA. It is a transcript of the gene vsig8a, whose product is annotated as V-set and immunoglobulin domain containing 8a. The record is from RefSeq and is a predicted model, not a curated record. The transcript is spliced from 10 exons. Bases 400 to 1596 code for a protein of 398 amino acids. Lineage: Eukaryota; Metazoa; Chordata; Actinopteri; Cypriniformes; Leuciscidae.
AAGAUAAGGUUGCAGUGGCCUAUUCAUGAAGAUGUGUGGAGCCUCACUGUUCAUUGUGAAAGAAUCACCUUUAGAUGGACUUCCACUGCAUAGCUUGGUGAAAAGGCAUAGCAAGAAAAGAAAAACUGUUUAUUUUCGAUAAAAUAAAAAAUGCCCUGCAUGUGUAUACUGAACAGUUAUAAUAACUUAUUAUUGUGUCCUUUGUUUUUCUGAGUGGAGUAACCAGUUGUCACCUGAGACCAGUCUCCGUGGACCACAUCACCAUGGCACCACCUUCACUUGAUACCAGCAGUGACUUGUUUUCUCACAGUGGAGCCAUUCAGAAGGGGACGUGCAUGAGGACUAAAGCACAGAGAUGAACUGGCCCUCCAUCUCAGGGAAGUAGAUAAGAAACUUUUCAUGCUGGUAAUGUCUUCGGGUCACAACAGUCUCUUUUCAUUUCUAGGCUUAAGCGUGUGUCUUAAAAACUUCACUCAGCUGAAUGGGAGGAAGUGGCACAAAAAAGCGUGUACAAACAUGAAUGUACAAAACUGCUGCUGCAACACAAGAUGUCUAAAAUGGCCUUGUGUUAGACGAAGAAGUUUGUCCCCGUUGUCCUCAUUUGUGAUAUUGACUGUGCUCGCCGUGUUUCUCAAUGCAAAUGUGUCAGUAGCGAUGAAAGUGACCUCCAGUGGACCACAGACUAUGCAGAUGGCUCAAGGGGAACCUGUUACACUAGACUGCACCUACACCUCAAGUCCAGCAGACAUCGGCGAGCUUGACAUUGAGUGGUCAGUUGUCAGUCCAGACACCACAAAAAAAGACCAGAUGAUCAUAUCAUAUACAGGUGGAAGGAGAUAUACCCAUGGUGACCCUGCUUUAAUGAAAGGUGUGAACUUCACAGCUGUUGACCCUGCCCAGGGAGAUGCAUCUCUAUCUAUCACCUCGCUGAUGGUCAGUCAUGCUGGAACGUAUCAGUGCAAAGUUAAAAAGGCACCUGGGGUGGACAGUCGGAAAAUAUCUCUGAUUGUGAUGGUGAGGCCGUCCGUGCCGAAGUGUUGGGUUGAUGCUGGCGAAGCCGUGGGUGAGACAGCAUCUCUCCGCUGCAGAUCGGAUCAAGGCUCUGCUCCUCUGCUGUAUUCAUGGAGGAGAGAGAGCGGAGGUCCCAUUCCUCAAGACGCCAUUCAGAACUCCCUCACAGGAGAACUUCUAAUCAGUAACCACUCCGUAAGCCAUUCCGGUGUCUAUUCCUGCGAAGUUUCCAAUUCUGUUGGGAAAGAGAGCUGUCGGCUUAACCUUCAAGCUGUGAAGCCUCCUAACAGAGCGGGGGUCAUCACAGGCACCGUUGUUGGGUGUUUACUCCUCAUCAUGAUCGUCCUGCUCAUUAUAUGGCUUCUCGUCUUCAGAUGUAACAGGAAUCGACAGGAGAAAGAUUUCUCCAAUGAGAUUAGAGAGGAUGCUCCUGCGCCUGAGAGCCGUCCUACCAGCCGAAUCUCCAGCUUCCGUUCAGGUGUGGCCUACAGCCAGGUGGGCCAAACCCAAACUGAGCAUCCACCCUCUACUAACACCAGCAACAGCACUGCAAAGUAUGACAGCAGAUUUGGCUAUGCUGUAUGAGGAUUCAUACUUAUAUUAUACUGUAGAUUGCCAUUGGUUUACAGUUAAAGGUACAAUAUGUAACUUUUUGCUCUGUAGAGGUUAAAAAACAAAAAUGGA